CCCCUUCCCUCCCUCCCAAAACUCGCGCAGCCAGGCACCGCACCGCACCAGACCAGGCCGAAACGGGCGAAUUUUACCCGCCGGGCCGUGCCGGAGCGCGCCGGAAGCCAUGGCGGAGUGCCGCAGCCUCAUCGAGUUCCUGCGCGCCUUCGAGCACCACCGGAGGGCGGCGGACUCCUCAUGCGGCGCCCGAUCCAAGCGCGCGCCAUCCCCGCCCUCCUCCAGGCGCCACCUCACCGCCCUCUGCGACCACUCGCCGAUGGCCUUGGUGGACGCGCUCGUGCUGCUCGCCGUCCUCGCCGCGCUGGGCUUCCUUGUGGCCCCGCACGCCAGGCUCCUCCUCCUCGAGGUGCGCGCGCUGCUGCUCCACCCGGCGGCCUCCUGCCUCUCGGCCGCGCCGCUCGCGGGGGCCGCCGCGGCCGUGGCCGGGGCCGCGCUCGGCUGGGCGCUGCUGGGCCACCACGCGCGCAAGUGUGGAAAGCCGCGCUGCAGGGGCCUCAAGAAGGCCGUUGAGUUCGACAUCCAGCUCGAGACGGAGGAGUGCGUGCGCGGCCGCCCCACCCCCGCCGCGCGAUCGGCGCUGCUCGCCGCCGCCGGGGCGCGCCCCGUGGAUCUCGGCGAUGCGCACCGCGAGCUCGAGGCCGAGCUCCGGAAGAUGGCGCCGCCCAAUGGCCGCACGGUGCUCAUCUUCCGCGCGCCCUGCGGAUGCCCCAAGGGCCGCAUGGAGGUCUGGGGCGCCAAGAAGGUGCGCCGGAUCAAGAAGUAGACACAAGAUGAAGGGUCAGAUAGUUCCUUCUUUAUACUAGUAAUAAACAGUAGCUGAAAUACAGGUUGCCUCCUUGGUAAUAAGUAUAGCGAGAGAGAAUAAAGAGAUCAUACAAAUAGUUAUAUCAAAAUAUCAGAUGAUAGACUAUAGAUCAUGUGUUACCAUGCAGAGGAUGUUUAAACAUAAAUAUAUAUGGAUGCUUGUUCAUUCCCUGUUUUUUA
This is a messenger RNA of Triticum dicoccoides, 987 nucleotides long. RefSeq lists its product as uncharacterized. The record is from RefSeq and is a predicted model, not a curated record. Lineage: Eukaryota; Viridiplantae; Streptophyta; Magnoliopsida; Poales; Poaceae. The transcript has a single exon. The coding region runs from base 110 to 766 and encodes 218 amino acids.